AUGGCCGAACAAGUGCUUGUGAUUGGCAGUGGAGGGAGAGAGCACGCGCUGGCCUGGAAGUUGGCCCAGUCCCCACAUGUAAAACAUGUAUUUGUUGCUCCAGGAAAUGCAGGAACAGCGGACAAUGGAAAAAUUUCAAAUUCAGCUGUUUCAGUCAGCAAUCAUGCUGCGCUCGCCCAGUUCUGCAGAGAUCAGGAGAUCAGGCUGGUGGUGGUUGGUCCAGAGGUUCCUCUUGCUGCUGGAAUUGUUGAUGACUUGACAGCAGCUGGAAUAAGGUGUUUUGGUCCAACAGCAAAGGCAGCUCAGCUGGAGUCCAGCAAGAGCUUUACCAAAGCCUUUUUGGACCGUCAUGAGAUCCCAACUGCGCGAUGGAAAUCUUUCACUGAUCCUAAAGCAGCAUGUAGCUUUAUUAACAGUGCAAACUUCCCUGCUUUAGUUGUAAAAGCUAGUGGCCUGGCAGCUGGCAAAGGAGUAAUUGUGGCUUCAAACAAGGAAGAAGCCUGCAAAGCUGUUACUGAAAUCAUGCAGGAUAAGACUUUUGGCACAGCUGGGGAAACUGUUGUUGUUGAAGAACUUCUUGAAGGAGAAGAAGUUUCUUGCUUAUGUUUCUCUGAUGGCAUCACAAUUGCACCCAUGCCCCCAGCCCAGGACCACAAGCGAUUAAUGGAUGGAGAUGAAGGCCCGAACACCGGAGGGAUGGGAGCUUAUUCCCCAGCGCCUCAGAUUUCUAAAGAUUUACUGCAGAAAAUAAGAGAUAAUAUUCUUCAGAAAACUGUUGAUGGCAUGAGGAAAGAAGGUGUCCCCUAUUUUGGCGUGCUUUAUGCUGGAUUAAUGCUUACCAAAGAUGGACCUAAAGUUCUCGAGUUUAACUGCAGGUUUGGUGACCCAGAGUGCCAGGUAAUUCUUCCGCUGUUGAAAAGUGAUUUGUAUGAAGUCAUGCAAGCGGUUAUCAAUAAAAAGUUGUCUAGUUCCAUGCCAGUUUGGUUUGAAGACAGCACAGCCGUGACAGUGGUCAUGGCGAGUGAAGGGUAUCCAGGAACGUAUCCCAAGGGUUUGGAAAUAACAGGACUGUCGAAGGCUAAGCAGCUAGGACUGGAGGUGUUCCAUGCAGGCACAGCCCUGAAGGAUGGCAAAGUGGUGACUAGCGGAGGAAGAGUCCUUACAGUGACUGCUAUUAAAGAGGAUCUCAUGACAGCACUGCAAGAAGCCAACAAGGGAGUAGCAGCCAUACACUUCAAGGGUGCCAUUUAUAGAAAGGACAUUGGUUAUCGGGCUAUAGCUUUCCUGAGACAAUCCAGGUAGAUACUUGAAAUACUUGAAAUGGAAAUAACUGGUGUAAAAGGGACUUAAAGACAUCACUAGUUUACAUUAAUAAGCUGAUGUUGCUAUUACGUAUAACUCUGGACAAGUUUUAGCUACCAUCGUUGUAGGCCAGACCAGCCGAGGAAGGAACAGGCU
Molecule: messenger RNA, 1458 nt
Organism: Eurypyga helias (sunbittern)
Lineage: Eukaryota; Metazoa; Chordata; Aves; Eurypygiformes; Eurypygidae
Product: trifunctional purine biosynthetic protein adenosine-3
Exons: 10
Coding region: 1-1302 (433 amino acids)
Biological process (GO): purine nucleobase biosynthetic process
Molecular function (GO): ATP binding; phosphoribosylamine-glycine ligase activity; metal ion binding
Source: RefSeq, a predicted model, not a curated record